AGACUUUUGCAUAGGUAAUGACAGUGUACCAGUGUGGUUGUUGCCUGCAGGUAGCGAUACGGGUACACAGAUCGAGAGGGAAAGGUAAUCUGGACGACCAAUCGAAGCAACUUACCUUCCUUUCGGAUAACUUAAGUUUGGAUUUAACCUUGAGUUGGAGACUGCUCAAGUGUAUCGGAAAGAACACUGUAACCUCAUCAUCCUCUGAUGGACUAAUGUAUAUGCCCCCAUAUGUAGCUUACAGUUACGUGAACAUUGUACAAGGAGCCGACCACAUGAAACAACAUAAACAUUCAACGAUGAGGCUUUUUAGCACUACCAGCGUAUCCGGGCACCUAUCACGUUGUUCAAAGCUCUUUCGGUUAGCGCAAUACAAAAACAGCAAUACAAUGAAUGCAAUUUACAUACUGGUUCAAGUGUGCAUAGUUUGGAGACCAGUUUCAUCUUCACACUCGAUGUUCCCGCCUGAACAGGACUGGUCCUCUGUUCCAGAUCUAGACCCACGUCAGCCUGGAUAUGUGGAUGAUAUCUACCCGAGCAGUAUUGACCUAUGCAACGGCUCUGUAGAAGCGGAGGCGGUCAUAAGGAAUGCACGGAAAUGCUCGCGAUUGGACUCCUGUUCUCAACGAUGCGGGGAGGCGGCUCAUGGUGGUGACGACUGUUCUUGUGACUCCAACUGCUUAGUUUACGGUGACUGUUGUUACGACUACGGCGACCAGUGCCAGUCUAAUUCUAAUGUGACCAGGAUUAUCCCAGCGACUGCGGCCGUUCCAGUCUGCAUUAGGACAUCGGAAUAUGAGUUCGGGUUAGUCUUGGGGAAAGGGUGCUCGGCACAGUGGAAGGGGACUGAGAUGGAGAAAAAAUGCUUUGAAAACAGCAGUGUCGUAACACACGUUAUUCCCGUCACUGACGUCACAAACCAACUCCACUACGCAAACAUGUUCUGCGCUAGGUGUAAUGACGUCACAAAUUAUACUUUUUGGAGCGCCUCCUUUAUUUGUCAGAACGACAGUGAUUUUGUUGCCAACGUCACAGACCCUUUACUGGCGUUCGAACAUAAUUUGUGUGACUUAGUCCUACAUGUAUCUGAAAUGAGACGCUGUAUUUCCAGCGAAGUAGUUGUUGACUGUCAACCAGAAAGCAGUUGUUCAACACAGAUACGAGAUGCGUGCAAGACGUACAAAAACAUCGUACAGUCCCAUGAUAAGGCAUACCAGAACGAAUACUGCGCUAUAUGCAAUGAUGAAAACUUAAUAAGUAUGCAUUGUCCACGGGGCGGCGAUUUUUUACCUGACAUUACCUAUGAAAUUAUUAGUCCCGGUAACUCUGAGGAUUUGACAGGGAGUAACAGGCCGUCUUUUGGUUCUUUCUCGUUCUCGAUUGUCAUGGACUUCAGUAAAGAUUCGAAGGUGCAAGUUGGAGUCCGUGCCGAAGGGACAGAUGAAGUCACAAAAUGCACACUGGACGGGAUGACUUCAUCUUGCAUUCCAUCCCAGUGCCGGAGGGACUAUGUUCUUAUUGACGGCACGUGCGUCCUAGGUGUCGUAUUGUACGACGUGGAUAUUUACACCUACUGGAAAACAAAUGUUGGUUUUCAAGAUUUUCCAUCUAAUACUGAACUGAAUUAUUUUGGACAUACGCUUAGUUAUUUCGUAGCCGGUCUUUAUGGAGAAAAAGUGCGAGGUGCAGUCACUUUUGAAGUGGUUCGUAAAGGGUGGGGUUCGUUUCAGGUGCAAAACGGAUUUAAACUGCAGUUUGACGAAACUGUCGAUCUUAGAAAGACUGAGGAGGAAUGGAGAAAAGAAACACGAAAUGAAUCAUUCAGAAAUAUUCUUGCAUACUACGUGGAUUUUGUCAACUCCACAAUUUCUCUAUCGCUCUAUUACGAUCCGUAUUUGUUAGAUGAAGCUUUGACUAGGGAGAAAGCCAUCGACGAAGUGUUGAUCAUUGCUGAAACAGAUUGUGAGCGCAUACGUUUCGAUAGUUACAACACGACAGAAAAUGGAAGUAUUGUCCUCUUACCCUCAAUGACAAUGAUUAAUGAAUCCGAUGCAUACUACGAAACGGAUGGAUCGAUUCUUGUCUGCCUAGAUGUGCUUAAUUUUACGGUGGUCGGUUCAAAUUGGGAGGACGAAACUGUCGCAGACGAUUCAAAGAAGGCGCUGGGAAUCUUGACGAUCGUCUGUACUGUUAUUUCCCUUCUUUGCUUGCUCAUACGCAUAGCUUUGCAACCGUUUGCACGCCCGUUUCAAACUUUCCCAGGAAAACUUCAACUGUGCCUUUGUUGCUCUUUGGUCAUGUGGAAAAUGUUCUUCUUAGCUCGACCAUUUGCCAGAUCAAGUGGUAACGCCAGCGCGUGCAUCGCGGUGGCUGUGUUAUUCCACUGGAGCUUGCUGACCUCAUUUUUCUGGAUGAACGUCAUCGCUGUUGACUUGUGGAAGACUUUCAGAAGCACCGCGGCUUUGAAAGUUUCGGCAGAGGCCAACAAGACUAUCCUCGGUUAUGCCUGCUACGCGACUUUCCUCCCGGGCGGAAUUGUUGCAGUUUGUCUUGUUCUGGAUUACAUCGACAUAGAUCCCCAGUUUAAGCCGAACUACCAAGGCCCCGCCUGCUACAUAAGUAAUAUCUACCCACUCGUCUUGUUUUUAGUGGCCCCAAUCGGCGUCGUACUUAUUGUAAAUAUCAUCCUUUAUGCGAUGAUUGCAAAGUCCAUACACGCUGCUUUAUCUACGUCUCUAAAACUCAAUAUGAGAAAGAACAAACACUCUUUUGUAACUUAUCUGAGGCUCUUUGCGCUGAUGGGGACGACCUGGAUAUUCGGAUUUCUGUCUGGAGGACUUGGCAUUCUUGCUAUGGAAUAUAUCUUCGUGAUUCUAACAACCCUGGAUGGCUUGUUUAUUUUCAUAGCCGUCGUCUACUCUAGGCGGGUUUGGGAGGAACUUCGACACUGGAAGUGUGCCACGAGAUCAAGCACGCCUAAAGUGACGCAGAGCUCCAGCAGCCCGUAUACCUGUUCCGCAACCCCAACAUCUUCAAGUACGGCAGAGACCCUGCGAUCUUCAACUAACUGUGGCACAGAAAUAAGUCAAGUUUGACUGAGAUACCACAUAAGUCAUUAAACAAACAGUUUACCUCGUUUGUCUGUCGAACAAAUUUAGCGUGUUGGCAAACUCGAUAUAUAGUGAGAUAAUCUGAACGACGUUGACGAAGCGAUGCACUUUAUACCCAUAGGUGAGGUUUUAUUUUGAGAGCUUAAGGGAAAGAAGAGGGGUUUACAUUAAGUAAAAAUGGAAAUAUUGAAUUUAGUUAAUCAGGACAUAGAAUGUUCGAAAAUACAGGAAUACUGUCAUAAGACAUUUUGUGGCUGAAUGCAGAGGAACUGUUCAUUUUUUAUACAAUUUAUGUUCUGAAUAUUUUUUCUUUUAUC
This is a messenger RNA of Lingula anatina, 3427 nucleotides long. RefSeq lists its product as uncharacterized. Gene Ontology annotation, cellular component: membrane. Gene Ontology annotation, molecular function: G protein-coupled receptor activity. The record is from RefSeq and is a predicted model, not a curated record. Lineage: Eukaryota; Metazoa; Brachiopoda; Lingulata; Lingulida; Lingulidae. Gene Ontology annotation, biological process: cell surface receptor signaling pathway; G protein-coupled receptor signaling pathway.